This is a messenger RNA of Myotis brandtii (Brandt's bat), 2364 nucleotides long. RefSeq names its product transferrin (gene INHCA). NCBI's taxonomy places the organism in Eukaryota, Metazoa, Chordata, Mammalia, Chiroptera, Vespertilionidae. The record is from RefSeq and is a predicted model, not a curated record. Gene Ontology annotation, biological process: iron ion transport; antibacterial humoral response. Gene Ontology annotation, cellular component: recycling endosome; early endosome; plasma membrane. The transcript is spliced from 17 exons.
CCCCCUCCCCACCCGGAGGACCGGUGGAGCUGGCCGAGGCGGCUUGGAGCCUGCUCCGGUAUCGCUCCGCAGUGAGGAUGAGGCUCACCAUCUGCACCCUGCUGUGCGCGGGGGCGCUGGGGCUGUGCCUGGCCGUCCCCGACAAAAAUGUGCAAUGGUGCACCAUCUCAGAUCAUGAAUUCGCGAAGUGCUUGAAUUUCAGCAUGAGUAUGAAGAAAGUCCUCCCUGAGGCUGGUCCCGUUGUUUUGUGUGUGAAGAAAAGCUCCUACCUUGAGUGCAUCGAGGCCAUUGCGGAAAACAAAGCAGAUGCUGUGACAUUGGAUGCAGGUUUGGUGUUUGACGCGGGCCGAGCCCCCUUCAACCUGAAACCUGUAGUGGCAGAGUACUACGGGUCAAAAGAGUAACCACAAACCAGCUAUUAUGCUGUGGCCGUGGUGAAGAAGGGCAGUGGCUUCCAGCUGAAUGAGCUUCGAGGCAAGAAGUCCUGCCACACAGGCCUUGGCAGGUCCGCUGGGUGGAACAUCCCCAUGGGCACACUCUAUUCUGAAUUGCCUGAGCCACAGGAAUCUCUUCAGAAAGCAGGGGCCAAUUUCUUCGCUGCCAGCUGUGUCCCCGGUGCGGAUGGGACAGCCUUCCCCAAACUGUGUCAGCUGUGUGCUGGGAAAGGGAAAGACAAGUGUGCCUACUCCCACCAUGAACCGUACUUUGGCUACUCGGGUGCCUUCAAGUGUCUGCAGGAUGGAGCGGGGGAUGUGGGCUUCGUGAGACAUAUGACUGUGUCAGAGAACCUUGCACGCCAGGCUGACGGGGACCAGUACGAGCUCCUCUGCAGGGACAACACCCGGAAGCCAGUAGACAAAUAUGAGGAGUGCCACCUGGCCGCUGUCCCUUCCCAUGCCGUUGUGGCCCGAAGUGUAGGUGGCAAGGAGGACUUGAUCUGGGAGCUUCUCAACCAGGCCCAGGAAUAUUUUGGAAAAGACACGUCAGCAGACUUCCAGCUCUUUGGCUCUCCUUACAAGAAGGACCUGCUGUUUACAGACGCCGCCCAUGGGUUUUUAAAAGUCCCAUCUAAGAUGGAUGCCAUGCUGUACCUGGGACAUGAACAUUUAGCUGCCAUUCGGUCUCUAAGGGGAGGUGGGAAAGGUUCACAGACGGUGAAGUGGUGUGCAGUGGGCCACCAUGAGAGUGCCAAGUGUAGCGAGUGGACUAUCGUGAGUGGUGGCAUCUUAGAGUGCACCACGAAGAAGACCACUGAGGACUGCAUUGCUGCCAUUGUGAAAGGAGACGCUGAUGCCAUGAGCUUAGAUGGAGGAUUUAUCUACACGGCGGGCAAGUGCGGUCUGGUCCCUGUCCUGGCAGAGAACUACAUGUCCCAAGAUAGCAAAGAGCAGCUUGGGUCUAGGUGUGAAAAUAUACUGAUGGAAGGCCACUACGCUGUGGCAGUGGUUAAGAAAUCAGAUGCCGACCUCACCUGGAACUCUCUGCGAGGCAAGAAGUCCUGCCACACCGCAGUUGGCACUUCUGCGGGCUGGAACAUCCCCAUGGGCUUGAUAUACAACCAAACGGGGUCCUGCAAAUUUGGUGAAUUCUUCAGUCAAAGCUGUGCCCCUGGGUCUGAUCCAGAGUCCAGUUUCUGUGCUCUGUGCGGCGGCGGCAGCAAUGCAGCCCACAAGUGUGCUCCCAACAGCCACGAGAAAUACUACGGCUCCAGUGGGGCACUCAGGUGUCUGGUUGAGAAGGGAGACGUGGCCUUCGUGGAGCACCCCACGGUCCUGCAGAACACAGACGGAAAAAACCCUGAAGACUGGGCUAAGGACCUAAAGCAGAAAGACUUUGAGCUGCUGUGCCUCGAUGGCACCAGAAAGCCUGUGACUGAGGCUCAGAACUGCCACCUAGGCAUAGUCCCAAAUCAUGCUGUGGUCUCAAGGAAAGAUAAGGCAGAUUCUGUUCGCAGAAUGCUCUUCAACCAACAGGAGCUCUUUGGAAGAAAUGGGUUUGAGUAUAUGAUGUUCCAGUUGUUCAGGUCCUCAACCAAGGACCUGCUCUUCAGUGAUGACACGGAAUGUUUGGCUAACCUUCAGGACAAAACAACUUAUCAAAAGUACUUAGGACCAGAGUAUCUUAAAGCCAUUGCUAAUGUGAGGCAAUGCUUACCCUCUGAACUUCUCAACGCCUGCACCUUCCAUGGAAGUUAAAAAGUGAUCAAAGUGGGCAACUGCAGAGAUGCUCAGAGCCUGCAGAUAUGAUGGGGCCACAUUCCCAAUUGUCUGUAUGUGGGUCUGUGUUAACAUCUUUAUAAUUAUGUGCUAUACCUGAUGCAAAAAAUUAAAAUGAAUAAAAAUUAUUGUCUUCUCAGAAAACUUC